AUGGCUGAGGAAGGUGCCCAAACCAACAGGCCGUCAUUCAGGCAAUCUGGAAAGAAGCUAACAACAAAAACACCAGUGACAUCGAUUGGCAGCCAUUUCUUGCAGCAUCUCCGAACAGGCACAAUGGGGAGCAGGUGGUCACCACAAUCGAAGUUUUUGUCGAACAGGAAGAUGAAGAAACUACAGCUAGAUGAACACUUACUACCCAUAGAUGACACACCAACAUUUUUGUCGAACAGGAAGAUGAAGAAACUACAGCUAGAUGAACACUUACUACCCAUAGAUGACACACCAACAGCAUGUCUUGCAGCGCCUCUAACUAGGCGCAGUGAGGAUCACGCGGUCCCCAUCCUGGAAGGCGGGUAG
Molecule: messenger RNA, 366 nt
Organism: Opisthorchis viverrini
Lineage: Eukaryota; Metazoa; Platyhelminthes; Trematoda; Opisthorchiida; Opisthorchiidae
Exons: 4
Coding region: 1-366 (121 amino acids)
Source: RefSeq, a predicted model, not a curated record